AUGAGCACCCACACCCCAGUCCUCAUCAUCGGCUCCGGGCCCGCCGCCCACACUGCCGCCAUUUACCUGUCCCGAGCCAAUGUCGAGCCCACCCUCUACGAAGGCUUCAUGGCCAACGGCAUCGCAGCCGGCGGCCAGCUGACCACCACCACCGACAUCGAGAACUUCCCCGGCUUUCCCGAUGGCAUUAUGGGAGGCGAGCUCAUGGACGCCAUGAGGAAGCAGUCCGAGCGCUUUGGCACAAAGAUCAUCAGCGAGACCAUCGCCAAGCUGGACCUCUCCAAGCGACCCUUCAAGUUCUCUACCGAGUGGGACCCUGACACCGAGCACACCGCCGACGCGGUCAUCCUUGCCACCGGCGCGGUCGCCCGCCGCCUGAAUCUUCCUGGCGAGGACAAGUACUGGAACAACGGAGUCUCGGCCUGUGCUGUAUGCGACGGUGCUGCCCCCAUCUUCAGGAAGAAGCACCUGGUCGUGAUCGGUGGCGGAGACUCUGCCGCCGAAGAGGCCAUGUUCCUGGCCAGGUACGCCAGCCACGUGACCGUACUCGUUCGCAGGGACGUGCUCCGAGCCAGCAAUAUCAUGGCGAAGAGGCUCCAAAACCACAAGGACGUCACCAUCAAGUGGAACACUACCGGUGUGGAGAUCAAGGGCGACGACAAGGGUCUUAUGAGCCACCUGGUUGUCAAGAACGUCAAGACCGGCGAGGAGGAGACUCUGGAGGCCAGUGGCCUGUUCUAUGCCAUUGGUCACGACCCGGCCUCUGCUCUGGUCAAGGGCCAGAUCGACACUGAUGCGGAUGGCUACAUCAUCACAAAGUCGGGCUCUCCCUUGACCAACAUCCCUGGUGUUUACGCCGCGGGUGAUGUGCAGGAUAAGAGGUACAGACAGGCUAUUACCAGCGCAGGUUCCGGAUGCAUGGCGGCUCUUGAGGCAGAGAAGUUUCUCGCAGAUCUUGAGUCGGACGCGGUAGAAACACCUGCUCAGCCCAACGCCUAUGAGCUUCUCCCAAUUUUGAGUACCAUGUCUGACAAAGGCUACACCAUCAAGAGCUCCGGCACCAACAACGAGGGCAACCACUACUGUGCUCGAGACUACGGCUACGGCAGUGACGUCGCCAAUUCCAACACGUACCACUACUCGAACCGGUAG
This is a messenger RNA of Diaporthe citri, 1152 nucleotides long. RefSeq lists its product as uncharacterized. Gene Ontology annotation, cellular component: cytoplasm. The record is from RefSeq and is a predicted model, not a curated record. Bases 1 to 1152 code for a protein of 383 amino acids. Lineage: Eukaryota; Fungi; Ascomycota; Sordariomycetes; Diaporthales; Diaporthaceae. The transcript is spliced from 5 exons. Gene Ontology annotation, molecular function: thioredoxin-disulfide reductase (NADPH) activity. Gene Ontology annotation, biological process: removal of superoxide radicals.